Molecule: messenger RNA, 2252 nt
Organism: Solanum verrucosum
Lineage: Eukaryota; Viridiplantae; Streptophyta; Magnoliopsida; Solanales; Solanaceae
Product: potassium transporter 5-like
Exons: 8
Coding region: 1-2250 (749 amino acids)
Biological process (GO): potassium ion transmembrane transport
Cellular component (GO): membrane
Molecular function (GO): potassium ion transmembrane transporter activity
Source: RefSeq, a predicted model, not a curated record
AUGUCAGGCAAUGAGCAAAAUCAAGACAUUCUUCAACAACAACUCAAAGGAAAGAAACUUUCUGGCAAAACGUUAAAACGACAUGACUCUUUAGAGUUGGAAUCUAGCAAGGUCCCCGUGGCUAAAAAGGCAUUAGAGUGGUCAGUGAUACUGAAAUUGGCGUUUCAGAGCAUAGGGGUGGUGUAUGGAGAUAUUGGAACGUCACCAUUGUUCGUGUUUGCAACCGUUUUCCCAAAUGGUGUAAAAUUGGAAGAAGAUAUACUUGGAGCAUUAUCCCUUAUCUUUUACACUAUCACCUUGAUCCCUCUCAUCAAAUAUGUCUUCAUUGUUCUUCGAGCUAAUGACAACGGAGAUGGAGGUACAUUUGCUUUAUAUUCAUUGAUAUGUCGUUAUUCUAAGGUGGGAUUAAUUCCGAGUCAACAACCUGAAGACAAAGAUGUGUCGACUUUUAAACUUGAUUUGCCAGAUAGACGUACACGUCGAGCUUCAAAGCUUAAGUCAAAGCUAGAAAGCAGCAAUUUUGCAAAGUUCUUUAUGCUAAUUGCCACAAUGCUUGGUACUUCCAUGGUUAUUGGGGAUGGCAUCCUCACUCCCUGCAUUGCAGUUUUGUCUGCUGUUGGAGGACUCAAAGCAGCAGCUCCCUCCGUCUUGACCGAAGAAAGACUUAUUUGGAUUGCAGUAGCCAUCUUGAUAUUGUUGUUUAUGUUUCAAAGAUUUGGAACUGAAAAUGUUGGCAACACUUUUGCGUCUGUACUUAGUUUGUGGUUCAUUUUCAUUGCUGGUAUUGGCAUUUACAACAUUGUGAAGUACGAUCCAACUAUUAUAAGAGCUCUUAAUCCUAAAUACAUCAUAGAUUACUUCAAGAGAAACAAAAAGAAUGCUUGGAUUUCUCUUGGAGGCGUAGUUAUGUCCAUAACAGGAGGCGAAGCACUAUUUGCAGAUGUUGGUCAUUUUAGUGUUCUAUCUAUACAGAUAAGUAUGUGUUGUGUGACUUACCCAGCCCUCAUAUUAGCGUAUCUCGAUGAUGUUGCUGAUACUUUCUACAAGUCCAUACCUCAUAGUUUAUAUUGGCCAGUAUUUAGCGUGGCAGUGUUGGCUGCCAUCAUUGCAAGUCAAGCCUUGAUUUCGGGAACUUUCUCUAUAAUCCAGCAAUCUCUGGCGUUAGGAUGCUUUCCUCGUGUUAAAGUUGUGCAUACAUCAACCAAACAUCACGGACAAGUCUACAUUCCUGAAAUCAAUAACCUUCUCAUGUUGUCUUGUGUCAUUGUCACUCUUACAUUCAGGACUACUGAAAAGAUUAGCAACGCGUAUGGAAUAGCUGUGGUGUUUGUGAUGGUACUAACAUCGUGCUUCCUCGUGCUCGUUAUGAUCAUGAUUUGGAAAACUAACAUUCUUUUUGUAAUCAUCUAUGUUCUAAUCAUUGGCACGGUUGAACUCAUCUACCUAAGCUCAGUUCUUUACAAGUUCGAUCAAGGUGGUUUCCUUCCACUGGCUUUCUCUAUGUUCCUAAUGUUUAUCAUGUACGUAUGGAACUAUGUGUAUCGAAAGAAGUACCAUUUCGAGCUAGAACACAAGAUCUCUCCCUUGAAAGUUAAAGAAGCAGUGGAUGAAACAAAUUAUCAUCGCCUACCUGGCCUUGCAAUUUUCUAUUCUGAACUUGUCCAUGGAAUUCCACCAAUCUUCAAGCAUUACGUGGAGAAUGUGCCCGCGUUACACUCUGUCCUCGUGUUUGUUUCUGUUAAAUCACUUCCUAUAAGCAAAGUUCCUGUAGAAGAACGGUUCCUCUUCCGGAGAGUGAAGCCAUGUGAUCUCUACGUGUUUCGAUGUGUGGUGAGAUAUGGAUACAAUGAUGUGCACAACGAGGAAGAGUCGUUCGAGAGAUUAUUGGCUGAGAGGCUGAAGGAAUAUAUACGAUACAAUUCCAUGCUUUCGAUGAAUGCAGCAAAGAGUAACAGAGUAUCAACAGAACAAGGUAGCAACAUGGAAUUGGAGAUUGAUUGUGAUAUACAAGAAGACGUUACGUUUUCGAGGGAGAGAGAUAUAGAAGUGGUGGAGAGAGCUUAUAGUGUUGGGGUUGUUCAUUUUGUAGGUGAACAAGAUGUGAUUGCAGGCAAAGGGUCUGGUAUUGCAAAGAGAGUUGUGAUAAAUUAUGUUUAUAAUUUCUUGAAGAGAAAUUUGAGGCAAAGUAGCAAAGUAUUUGACAUACCACACAAACGUAUGUUAAAAGUAGGAAUGAUAUAUGAGCUUUAGCA